This is a messenger RNA of Ricinus communis (castor bean), 2118 nucleotides long. RefSeq names its product programmed cell death protein 2. Bases 583 to 1848 code for a protein of 421 amino acids. NCBI's taxonomy places the organism in Eukaryota, Viridiplantae, Streptophyta, Magnoliopsida, Malpighiales, Euphorbiaceae. The record is from RefSeq and is a predicted model, not a curated record. The transcript is spliced from 11 exons. Gene Ontology annotation, cellular component: cytoplasm.
AUGGCUUCUUCCUUCAAGGAACCCAUUUCUUUUUGUACUCUCUCUCUCUCCGCAUUAUAUUUGCUUUAAUAAUAAAAAGUAGCUAUUUCUUGGAAAACCCAAGCAAAAUCCCUUUUUAUCCUUCUAUUUUCGUUCUCUCAUUUUGCUUCCCCAUUUUUGAAUUAGGGUUUCGUUCUGCUCUUUCUAUCGCUUGCAAAACCUUUAAACCCUAAUCACUCCCGAUCCCUUCCAACGAGCCGUUACUUCCUUUUUACCCGCCAUUUUUAGCUUCCUCCUGGACGUUGAUUAUCUUUAUUUCAAAUACUAGCCGUUAGAUCUGUCCCCUCUGCUACCAUUUUGUCUCGUUUUUUAGGAGUUCGUUGUGCUGUUUCCAUCCCAAAUUGUCUUUCUUUGCCUUCUUUUAUUUUCCAUUAUCACUGUAAUAAAUCUGCUGCCGACUCCGUUGCACUAUAACAAGAACUACUCGUCUCAUAUCCAAUAACAGAAGCAGCAAAAGCGAAGAGGAGAGCUUGAGCUUCGUGCUGGCUGUGUUUUUAGAGUAAUUCUGCCUUGCUUGAUGACAAUAGCUACUGAUAAGCCAAAAUGCUAGAGCAAAUGGAGGAAGAGUCUGUGGAAAGUUUGAAGGGACUUCAUAUUUUUCAUGACGAUGACGAUGGCGAUGACGAUGAUGAUGUUAAAGAUGAACAAGAAAUGGUUAUUGAAGAAGAUGAUGAUGAAGACGACGAAGAACAAGAACCAGUAACACUGGGUUUUGUGGAAAAGCCAAGAAAUUGUUGGUCUCUUUCCCGGCAGUUAUUUCCUAGCAAGGCUGGUGGCGUGCCGGCGUGGAUGGAUCCAAUUAAUUUACCAUCUGGAAAGUCCAAUCUUUGUGAUAUUUGUGGAGAUCCUCUGCAAUUUUUGCUUCAGGUUUAUGCUCCUGUAUCUGGAAAGGAAUCAACAUUUCAUCGAACCAUAUUUGUUUUCAUGUGUCCCUCAAUGUCAUGUCUUCUUCGAGAUCAACAUGAACAAUGGAAGCGCAAACCAGAGAAACCAUCUCGAAGUGUGAAGGUUUUUCGUUGCCAGUUGCCUCGGUGUAAUCCCUUCUACUCAAGUGAGCCAUCGAUGCACAACGGGACUGAUAAACCUUCUACAUCUGGCGCCAUGCUUUGUAAAUGGUGUGGUACCUGGAAAGGAGAUAAAUUGUGUAGCAAAUGCAAAAGUGCGCGUUAUUGCUCCCAGAAGCAUCAGGUCAUGCACUGGUGUGCAGGUCACAAAAUUGAUUGUCAACUAGAAAGUCUAUCUUGCAGUUUAGUUGAUCCUAACUCCAGUAAUGAUGAAAUCGCAUUAGAGGAGAGAAAUAAAUUUGCUAGCAACAUUGUAUGGCCAGAGUACGAGGUGAUAAAUGAGGAUGAAAGCGAAUUCGAUGAUGAAAUAUCUGAUAGUAAUGGGCAUGAUAAUUCUUUGAUAUCAAAGAACAAAGCAGAUGACACAUUGAAAUUAUUUAACAGUUUUGAGGGUGACAGCGACAGGAAGUGCUUGGCUGCUUUUCAGAACCGCAUAGCAAAAGCCCCUGAACAAGUUUUGAGGUACUGCAGAAAUGCUAGCGCAAAACCCAUAUGGCCCAUGUCAAGUGGCCAACCAUCUAAGGCUGAUAUUCCUAAUUGCUAUCAUUGUGGCGGUCCUUUGAUUUUUGAGUUUCAGGUCUUGCCCCAACUACUUUAUUAUUUUGGUGUAAAGAAUGACGCGGACUCUCUUGACUGGGCAACUAUUGCGGUGUACACCUGUGGAGAGUCUUGUGAGAGUAGUGUCAGUUACAAGGAAGAAUUUGCCUGGGUUCAACUUUACUCGCAAUCUGCUACUUGUUCUUGAGAACCCACUUAAUUUUUCCCUCUUUGUUGACUCAUUUAGAUCAAGUGAGAAGUUUUUGCAUACUUGUUUAUAUAUUCUUUUUUUUCUUUUUAGUUUUGUUUCUUCCUUUGUGGGUAACUUGAUGGGUUUGUGGAAUUUUAGAUUUGAACUUGAACAAGAUAUGCUUCUGUUUUUCUAGUCAUUGAAGAGAGUUUGGUGUCAGGGUUUAAUACCCCUUCAAGGAUUCCCUCCUCUCCCCAAAUUAAGUGGGUGUUUGGGUGCCAAAUCCAA